CUUGCGAGUGGGCGGAGUGGCGAGGGUUUAAAACAUGUCUAGAUUCUAAACUGGAAGUCUUCGGAGUUCGGAGCUGUCAGUCAAAUCCUCCUCCUUCGCCAUCGUAGAUAGAGAGGGAGAGAGAGGAAUUCUCGCAGAGAAAAAUGGCGAAAUCGUCCGCGAGUAAGGAUGUUCAAGCUCUCUUCCAGUCUCUUCGAUCUGCUUAUGCUGCAACCCCUACUAACCUCAAGAUCAUCGAUCUCUAUGUCAUGUUUGCUCUCUUCACUGCUCUGAUUCAGGUGGUAUACAUGGCCAUUGUGGGAUCAUUUCCAUUCAAUUCUUUUCUCUCAGGGGUACUUUCUUGUAUAGGGACAGCAGUCCUAGCUGUUUGUCUUAGAAUCCAAGUUAACAAAGAAAACAAGGAGUUCAAGGAUCUCCCUCCAGAACGAGCUUAUGCAGAUUUUGUUCUCUGCAAUCUAGUGCUCCAUUUGGUGAUCAUGAACUUCCUUGGAUAAUAAUAAACAUCUGCCUCUUUAAAAUUUUCUGAAUGCUACUUUCCAUAUGUCACACUAGACCAUCAAGGCCUUAAGUUAGACAUGUUGAGACUUAACAUCACUAUCUUCUUAUACAUUUACCUUAUGGACCCCUGAAUGGCUGUAUUUGUGUUGUUUUUUUGUAGCAAUUCUAUUUACACAUUUAAGUUGAAAGUAAACAAACAGACAACUAUGAAAUUUACUUUUAUUUGUGACAGUUGUCCCAAUAGCUUUGUCUGAUUUUUCAUUUUGUGUCCAAAACCACGAAAAAGCAAAGAAAUAACCUUGAGUUACUCCUAUUAAAGCAUAAAAAGUCAAUUGUUCU
Cuscuta campestris is the source of this 837-nucleotide messenger RNA. NCBI's taxonomy places the organism in Eukaryota, Viridiplantae, Streptophyta, Magnoliopsida, Solanales, Convolvulaceae. The record is from the annotation of a GenBank genome assembly.